GCAUAGAUGACAAGAGAGCAAGGUCGUUGUCAGCUUGUUAGCUUUAUGGUUGUGGUAAAUUGUUGUAGAGAGUCAUUUAAUCAUUAUUCACAAAUUAUUUUACAUUAUUUAUAUUCAUUUUCGGAAUGUGCGAAUUGCGGUGAUUGACUUAUGUGUGUUAUAUAGUGCCUUCAAUGAAUUGAAAAACUUCUGAUGUUUAUACAGAGAAAUAAAUGUUUUAGAUUUUGUGACACUAGUAAAGGUUAAGCGCAACUUGGAGCCCUAAAUAUUUCCAAAUAAUUUUGGAGACUACAAACAAAAAAUGGCAGUUAAACAUAAAGUGGUUGAACGAGUGUAUACUCCAAGUAGGCUGCAUUUAAUUUUGCGCGCCUUACAAAAUUUAAACCUUGAAAUUGAACAGCAGGGCAUGGAACUCCCCAAAGUUUGUGAAACAAUAGUUCAAAGUUUGGGAACUGUGUCCAUGCCCCAGAAGACUGAGGAGUAUGUUAAAUUUAUGGCUGAUGUAAAAAAUAUCCAAGAAAUCUUAACAAAAGCUUGUACAAGUGAAGAAUUGAUAUCAACAACUCUUAAGACCCUAUACAACUGUAUUUCCGAUCGAAAAAGGCAACGUCAUGCCACCAUGUCCAUAGUUUUGCAGUUAAUAAGUAUUGAUGCAAUUCCAGACGCUGUUAAGUGGUUGUUAUCAUCAGGAUAUUCUGAACAAAGUUUAGAAGAAGCUUUAAUGACUUUAUGUUGUUGGUUAUCAUGUUGGACAUGGACACCAAACUUAGGGCCUCUUGUGUUGUGUUUUAUGGAAGGAUUGGAAGAGGAGGGACACUACGAUAUACUUGUACAAGUCACUCUUCAUUUCAUAGAGAGACUUUUCAAACUACUUAUCUUGUCAGAACCGAGAAAAACUGUUGGACCUGUGGUGUUACACAUGCUAUCUAGUAUGCAACACAAUCCAGAAGCAUUCAAUAAAAUAGCUCCCCAUUUUAACAAAGUAUUGACUUUCCUACAAAAAGAGAAUUCAGAGAAUAGCCAAAUGUACUUGUUAAAAAUUGUCAAUUUGAGUGUGGCUUUGAUGGAGACAUUUCCUCAAAGUAUGGAAAACUAUGUGUCUAUCAAAAGAUUCCUCGAAACGUACACAACAAAUUCUAAUUACAAAAGUUUGUUGAACUGUAAGCCAUGGAUUAAUAGGGGAAUUUCAACAAUGAUCAAACCCAAUUCGUUUGGAAAAGUUGGUUUAAACAAUCUGGGAAACACAUGUUAUAUGAAUAGCGUCCUUCAGGCUCUUUUCAUGACCAAGAUCUUUAGGAACGAUGUCCUGUUAGCCAAAGGGGAUUUAAUGCCCUUGUUUUCCAAGUUGCAAAUUCUGUUUGCACUUCUGCAACAUUCACAGAAAUCUUCUUUAUCUCCAAAUGAUAUUUUGAAUUUGGCUCGGCCCCCGGGAUUUCAACCAGGCCAUCAGCACGAUAGUUCAGAAUUUUUGGGAUACCUUUUAGAUGUCUUGCAUGAACAAGAGAAAUCGAUCAGCGGAGAACAAGAAAUCGCUAGCAAUUCGAAUGCACCUAGCAGCAGUGGUAGCGCUACUUCUGCGCCUCUUACGGUUGUGCAGCGUUCGUUUGGUGGUCGUUCCGUAACGAUUUCGCGGUGUAACAACUGUGGUAAUCAGAGCGAACGGGCAGACACGUUUCGCGAACUCCAACUGUCCUUCCCCAGUAGCAGCGGCGACGAGCCUUCGUCCAUCCAGCACCUGGUCGAUUACUAUUUGCAACCGGAACGUUUGUGUGAUGACAACCAGUAUCACUGUGAUAAAUGCGGUGGCCUGACGGAUGGCGAACGUGUCACCAAAGUCGUGGAACCGCCUCCGCGGCUUGUGCUCACACUCAAAAAUUUCCGUUACGACUCAGUCUCACAGCAGCGCACGAAAUUGCUUCAACGCGUUAAAUUAGACGGUUCGAUAAAGUUAGAGGGGGCGCAAUACAACUUGUACGCGACUGUAGUACAUUGUGGCAUGAGUCUUGAUUCGGGACAUUAUUACACCUUUGCAAAGGAUGGGGCUACCGCCACACAACAAGAGUGGUACAUGUUUAGCGAUUGCGUGGUGACACGUGCAAGCGAAUCGAUGUUGGGUAACAUGAAACAUCAUGAAACUCCAUAUAUACUGUUUUACAGUCGAGAGGAUUGCGUGGAUCCGGCUCCAUUGCCUCGGAGUGCGUUGUCCCCCAGAUUGGAGAAUGUCGUCCUGAAGGAUCUGUCAGAAAACGAGAACGAAAGAAGACGGGCUGCAAUAAGGACGGUCGCGCGUAAUAAUAGAAACGACGAUCCUCCUCCUCCUGGAUGCAGUGGAGGCGGACUUUUUAACCCCUCGCAUACGCGGUUCGUUUGUUAAUAAUAUGGUAACAUUUUUGAACAGGGUUGGACGCGACAAACAUGGGGAACGAAUUUAUAUUCUAAUUUUUGGAGUUUUUCGUGUCUCGCCCUGUAUUAUUAUAGUGUAAUAAUGAUAUCAUUAUUAUUAUU
This is a messenger RNA of Agrilus planipennis (emerald ash borer), 2505 nucleotides long. RefSeq names its product ubiquitin carboxyl-terminal hydrolase 35 (gene DUBAI). Gene Ontology annotation, molecular function: cysteine-type deubiquitinase activity; cysteine-type endopeptidase activity. NCBI's taxonomy places the organism in Eukaryota, Metazoa, Arthropoda, Insecta, Coleoptera, Buprestidae. The coding region runs from base 302 to 2374 and encodes 690 amino acids. Gene Ontology annotation, cellular component: nucleus; cytosol. Gene Ontology annotation, biological process: protein deubiquitination. The transcript is spliced from 3 exons. The record is from RefSeq and is a predicted model, not a curated record.